Messenger RNA from Heterobilharzia americana, 225 nucleotides. The record is from the annotation of a GenBank genome assembly. Lineage: Eukaryota; Metazoa; Platyhelminthes; Trematoda; Strigeidida; Schistosomatidae.
AUGACUUCUACACGUCUGUCAGAAAAGUCACUAUCCCUGACUAAUCGUGACUGUCUACUAGACAUUUGGUUAACAGUCCCGCCCCUCCCACGGAAUGUUAUUUACCCAAUCUGUUCAUGUGUCCAGACUGGUAAUCAAACUGGUAAUAUAAACUUCCAGAUCGCUUGUGAAAUCUUAUGCCAAUCGGAUUACUGCAGUCAACAACGUAAUCCUUCAACAGCAUAA